CGUUACACCACACUAGGUUUCCCUAAUAAGUGCAAUAUGUCCAUCUCUAUAUUAAUAAAAGAAAAACGCGAAAAUACAUAAAAAGAAAAAUAAAUACAUACAUAUGUCUACUGCGAAAGUCUUCGUGGGCAGCCUGCCGUCUGGCUGCAAACCGGACGAGCUCAGACGUCUUUUUGCAAAUUAUGGAGUCGUUGAGGCAGAUGUUAUGAAUCGAUGUGGAUUCGUACAUUUAGAGACUUCCGACAUGGCCGAUGCAGCCAUAGCUGCCCUCAAUGGAACUCUUUUUAAAGGCGUAUCAAUUGUAGUUGAGGCCGGCAGGCCAAAAGAAAGAAGCAGAAAUGGAGCCGGCAGCCGUGUCCCGCCAAGUGUCGGUGGGGGCUCGGGGCGCAGAUCCUUGGAAGGUCAAAGUGGUGCCUCAAACCAUAGGCGCGAUGGCGGUGGGAGCGCGGGUGGUAGAUAUGGCAGUGAAGGUGGAUUCAAAUCGAAUGGAAAUCAAUUUGGGCCCAUAAGGAAUGAGACAAAUUUUAGACAGCAGCGCAAUGCGCCAUACAGCAAGGGACCACCACAGCAGACGUCGAACGAGUCCCCUCAAGGAUAUAGGAACAAAUUCAGUGUUGGAAGUAAUGGUGGAAGAAACGGUGAUGGUGGUCGCUUUAGCAGCAACCGGUUUCAACACAGGGAUAAUAAUGACGGUGCAGGAUCUAGCAGUGCCAAUAGAGGAGCUUCACAGGGGCAAAGGAGGAACAUAAAAAACAGUCCAUCGAAUAACAAUAACGACUUUCUUGCUGGAAACUCUAGCUUUAAUAAUCCGAGGGGGGGCACUGGUGUAAGACAAGACCGCCGCGGUUUCGCCUUGCCAGUGGAGCAGCAGCAGAUGACCUUUGGUGUGCAGCAAAAUCGCUUUCGCAAUGGCAGCAGCAGUGGCAAUCGCAACAGUUCCGGAGUGAACGGUGCUGAUCCGCAAGGUAGACGUGGCAGCUACAAUGAACGCGGUGGAUUUAAUGCCAGACGUGGUGCAGCCAACAAUGAGCACAACAGACCACAGCGUCCAGGAGGCGCCUCCAACAAGCCUGGAGCAGUAGAUCGGCACGAUCAGAGUGGUUUGCAUGCAUCAUAUCAAACAGAGUUUCCUCCAUUGGGAAGGCAAGAAAGGCGGCCGUGGGGGAGGGGCAGUUCAUCGAAACCGUUUCAACGGGCCCAGACCGGGACCAAAUAAUAUGGGCGGAAAUAGAAGAUUUUGAAGAGCUGCAAAAUAGUUAUACCGUUUGCAAUGCUUCGGCAACUCAAAUUAAUAUUGUAAUAGCCAAAUUUUGUUUUCCAUUGUCUCGUGCGCCCUUCACCUUUAAUUUAAGCAUACAAGUUUUUUUUAGUUUUUUUUCAUUCGCCCGAAUGCAGUACUUUUAAGCCCGCAUCAACAGUAUAUGUAUUUGUUAUCUGUAGCUAAGAUUGUUACAAUAUUUACCGCAAUACUUAAAUAAUCAUAUAAAUUAUGUGCAACUUGA
This is a messenger RNA of Drosophila obscura, 1502 nucleotides long. Its product is annotated as hyphally regulated cell wall protein 3. Lineage: Eukaryota; Metazoa; Arthropoda; Insecta; Diptera; Drosophilidae. The transcript is spliced from 5 exons. Gene Ontology annotation, cellular component: cytosol. Gene Ontology annotation, molecular function: mRNA binding. The record is from RefSeq and is a predicted model, not a curated record. Bases 104 to 1216 code for a protein of 370 amino acids.